This is a messenger RNA of Mytilus trossulus (common blue mussel), 2485 nucleotides long. Its product is annotated as regulator of G-protein signaling rgs-3-like. Gene Ontology annotation, biological process: regulation of G protein-coupled receptor signaling pathway; positive regulation of GTPase activity. Lineage: Eukaryota; Metazoa; Mollusca; Bivalvia; Mytilida; Mytilidae. Gene Ontology annotation, molecular function: GTPase activator activity. Gene Ontology annotation, cellular component: cytoplasm. The coding region runs from base 429 to 1757 and encodes 442 amino acids. The record is from RefSeq and is a predicted model, not a curated record. The transcript has 6 exons.
UCUGAGAAAUUCUUAAAUGGGAUUAGAACAAAUAGCAUUUACUUAGAAGAAAAGACGUCAAUUUUGAAGUUAUAGAUAAAGAAACCUGACAAGGGAGUACUAGGUUUGUUGAGGCACAAAUGAAGUCACGUUUGAACAUAAAGUAGCAGUUGUUUCUCUAAAUAGUACAAUAGUUGUUGACAUUUUCUAAUGAAUGGUUUGUCAUGAUGGACACCUGUAUAGUAGAAAGUAAUUAUCACUUAAUGUAAUUUUAGAUCACCUUGGGAAUACGAGUAUAAUUGAUUUUCGUUCAUAAUUACAGCAAUUGACAAUUUCUAGGGCUUAUUGAUUGAUUUUGUCAUUGGCGGGAAGAAAUAUAUCUAUUAACAGAGCUAUGAAUGUGCACUUUGUUAGAAUUGUUACAUGAAUUAACAUCAUAUUGAAUAUUAAUGACCACAUUUUGGAGUUAUACCAGUACAGACAAUUUGGAACUUAAAAUGAGGGGAGUACAGUUAGACGAACCCUCAACGCCUAUUACUAAACAGUGGAACCAAGACUUGCAAGAGUUCGUUCGAAAUCUGUCUUCACCAAAACUUGAUCUCACAAACCAAUCACAAUCAAUUGAUUUAAAACAAGAGGACGAAGUAAUGAGACUACCAUCAGAAUUGUGUACAGAAAUGAAAGACAAGUGCACAGUUUCUUGUGAAAAAACAAAGGAAAAAUCAACACCAAAGAAUUGGAGAAAAAGAAUAAUGGACAGAAAAAGUAGUGCGGGAAAAAUAAGUUCAUUAGACAUUGAUGAAGCAGUUGAGUUAUCUUUUGACAGUACUUCAUCUUCAUCGGGUCUUAAAGACAGUAAAGUAACAUUUACUUGUGAUACCUCUCCCGAAACAUCAGACUUUGACCUUCAUUCAGACACAAAGUCAGUAGAUUCUAAACAAAGCUAUACGAAGAAAGACAAAGAAUCCAAACGCAGACGAUUUAAAAGAAUGAUAACACGGCCAUUACGUCGGAGUCAUAGUGCUGGUUGUACCAAUGACAUUCCUGCACAUGCACUAUUUGUUGACUCUGAUCCAAGUCAAAAUGGAGAUACGAUGGAAAGUCGUGCUAUGGAAUUAUCAUUAUAUCACCAGAGAUUUAGAAGUGAUAGUGAUGGUACAACAGACAGAGAACAAACAAGAAGAGUUCAUAAAACAUGUUCUGCAGAUGCUGCAAUGAUGAACUCUCCGGAUUUUAUGACCAAUACUUCACAACCAAAAUCUAAAUCGAGAAAUUCAGGGUUUAAGAAUAUGAAGAGGAAAUUUCAAAAUCUACGACGUAGAAACACGGACACGGCACUAGUUCCUAAAUUUUCUCUACCUCUGCAUUUCACGAUUCCAACAUAUGAUCAAGCCUUUCAGUGGAGUAAAUCAUUUGAAUCACUGUUAACUGAUAACAGUGGUUUGGAACUAUUCAAGGGAUUCUUGAAGUCUGAAUUCAGUGAAGAGAACUUGGAGUUUUGGAUUGCCUGUGAGGAAUUCCGUUUUUGUAAAGAAUUUAAUGUUCCGGUGCUUGCACAGAAAAUAUAUAGCGACUAUGUUGCUUUCCAGGCACCGAAAGAGGUGAAUUUAGAUUCAACCACAAGGAUGACAACAGUUUCAAACUUAGAAAACCCUUCAAAACAAACAUUCGAAGUGGCACAGCACAAAAUUCAGGCAUUAAUGGAAAAGGACUCAUAUCCAAGAUUCAUAGAGUCAGAACUAUAUCAGCAGAUAUUAGAAAGUGUGUCGAAAGUAUGAAGCUACAAUCGUAAAGCUAUUAAAUAUCAUGAUUCUAUAUCAUCCCCCGGAAAGCACCUGUUCCCUGAAAGCGACAUACCGAUAGCUACGAUCUACAUUACGUGAAUGUAGAUGAUAGAAGUGGAGAAUUGUAAACAGGCAUAUUCCUACAUCAGCAUUUGAUAGUGCAUAUAUAAUUUAUCACGAUUCAUAAUCAAUUGACAAUAAUAUGGUUUUUAAAAACAUCAUAAAAAUUAUAUAGAAGUCGAUUGAAAAAUAGUUUGUUGUGAAGAACAUUGUGUUUCACCAGGAACAUAAGUAUAGUACUGUUCCCAGGUUUCACAAAAAGGUUCGACGUGGACUAAUGAAGUCAAUUCUGUUCAUGAUCAAAGAAAGACAACUAGAGCAUACUACUCAUUGACGUUUCUCUUAAACUGAAAUCCACUAGUGUAUUACGCUACACUCAAACAAAACUAGUUAUGAUCAAAGUGUAGUAGUCAGUCGAGAACCAGCUUACGAUUCUCUCGGAUAACACAUUGUAACAAUACCAGACUGCUUACUUGCAUUCAUUUUAUCAUAUUUAUUUUAAAAAUGUCUGACGUUUUGUUAAUAUAUUUUAAACAUUAUAUUUGCGUUCACAUGUUUUUAUAUUUUAUGUGGGAUAUCAAAUAAUUUAUAAUGUAAAUAAAUUAAAAUAGAAUGUUGAUUUGUUUACAUUGUUGUUUUAUUGAAUAAAUUUUUAUACCGAA